AUGUUCGCUUGCCCAAAUAAUCUGAUUGCGAAAGUUGCUGCUGGACAGCUAUGCAAGGCUUUCGGGGUGCGACUUGUCACGAACCCUCAAGUUGUGCAAUUAGCUAGAAAUGCUAGCGCCGAUAGUCUCUUUAUAGACCUCGAGCAUUCUACCCUUUCACUCAACGAUGCGAGCACUUUAUGCAUCACAGGCCUGAACACGGGCAUUACACCAUUCGUCCGAGUACCACAUCAGUGCGGCAAUGGCUUUAUACAGAAGGUUCUUGACGGAGGCGCUAUGGGUGUAAUCUUUCCCCAUGUUACGAAUGCCAAGGAAGCAAAGGAUGCGGUAUCUAUCUCCAAAUACCCACCUCAAGGGUGUCGAUCUAUGACUGGGCAAUUGCCAGUCAUAUCCCUCAAAACGUUCCCUCAAACCCAGGUGAUCAGCGAAACGAAUUCUUCGGCAUCAACCGUGUUUGUCAUGAUCGAAAACGCAGCUGCAGUCGACAACGUGGACGACAUUGCCGCAGUCCAAGGUGUCGACGUAGUUCUAGUCGGAUCCAAUGAUUUAGCCAUAGAGUUGGGGAUCCCUGGGGAGUUCCGCCACGAGACUUUUCGUCGUGCCCUCACUCGCAUUAGUGAAGCGUGCAAGAAACAUGGCAAGAUCAUGGGCCUCGCAGGUAUCUAUGAUCAACCAGACAUCCAUGACUGGGCCAUUCACACGCUGGGUGUGCGAUUCUUGCUAUGUCAGCAGGAUUCGGGCUUGAUCGCUGGAGGUGCAGCGAAAUGCAUGGCUGCUGUCGAGGCUGUUGAGCGUGGUUCUGCCUCACAGCCCGUCAAUAUGACAAAUGGAUUCAAUGGGACAGUUGGGAAGAUAUAG
Messenger RNA from Fusarium pseudograminearum CS3096, 858 nucleotides. RefSeq lists its product as uncharacterized. The coding region runs from base 1 to 858 and encodes 285 amino acids. The record is from RefSeq and is a predicted model, not a curated record. Lineage: Eukaryota; Fungi; Ascomycota; Sordariomycetes; Hypocreales; Nectriaceae. Gene Ontology annotation, molecular function: aldehyde-lyase activity. The transcript is spliced from 3 exons. Gene Ontology annotation, cellular component: cytoplasm.